AUGCGGGACGACAAGUACAUUGACUGGAAGACAUUCAAGGCGUACGGUGUCAAUCUUGGUGGCUGGCUUGUCCAGGAGUCAACAAUCGACACUACCUGGUGGGAUACAUACUCCGGAGGAGCUUCGGACGAGUGGGGUCUCUGCGAGAAUCUUGGCUCGCAAUGUGGCCCUGUGCUGGAAAAGCGCUACGCAACCUGGAUUACCACAUCAGAUAUCGAUGAUGCAGCCAGUGCAGGAGUGACUCUGCUGCGCAUUCCGACAACAUAUGCGGCUUGGAUCAAAUAUCCAGGCUCUCAACUGUACUCGGGCAACCAGAAGGCAUAUCUCAAGGAGAUUGCUACCUAUGCUAUCCAGAAGUAUGGCAUGCAUAUCAUUCUCGAUGUCCACGGUCUACCAGGAGGCAUCAAUGGUUUGACUAUUGGAGAGGCUGCAGGUCAUUGGAACUGGUUCCACAACGAAACCAACUUUGACUAUUCGAUGCAAGUCGUCAAAGCCGCCAUUUCAUUCAUUCAAAACUCGGGCCAUCCCGAGUCUUUCACUUUUGAGCCCAUGAAUGAGCCUGCUGAUAAUGAAGACCUCUCCACAUUCGGUACUCCUGCUGCUCUCUCUGAUUCCGGUGCUGCCUGGGUUCUCAAGUAUAUCCAAGCCGUCCUAGACCAUGUCGCUAGUGUCAACAAAAAGAUCCCUGUCAUGUUCCAGGGCAGCUUCAAGGGCGAGGAAUACUGGUCUAGCAACUUCUCAAGCAGCGCAAAUCUGGUCUUCGAUGUGCACAACUACUACUUUGCGGGUCGUAACACAACAUCUGCAAACGUGCCGUCAUACAUCUGCUCAGAUGCUAAGGAGACUCCUGGAGAUGGGAAGUUCCCUACAUUCGUUGGUGAAUGGUCGAUUCAAGCACUGUACAACAACAGCUUCGCCCUACGGGAGCGCAACCUCAAUGUGGGACUUUCGGCCUUCCACAAAUACUCACACGGUGGUGCCUACUGGACCUGGAAGUUCUCUGGAAAUGCUACCGUGGAUGGGCAAGGUACACAGGCGGACUACUGGAACUACAAAGGCUUUGUUGACAGAGGUUAUGUUCAUCCAAAGUCGAGCGACCUGAAGUUUUGCUGA
This is a messenger RNA of Penicillium cataractarum, 1113 nucleotides long. RefSeq lists its product as uncharacterized. Bases 1 to 1113 code for a protein of 370 amino acids. Gene Ontology annotation, cellular component: extracellular region; cell surface. Gene Ontology annotation, molecular function: glucan exo-1,3-beta-glucosidase activity. The record is from RefSeq and is a predicted model, not a curated record. Gene Ontology annotation, biological process: glucan catabolic process. The transcript is spliced from 2 exons. Lineage: Eukaryota; Fungi; Ascomycota; Eurotiomycetes; Eurotiales; Aspergillaceae.